UGCACAGAAAGCUCAAAGACCUGAGAAUCUCUAUAUCCCUAGAGGAAGGGUUAAGAAAGAGACAAUAGUCAGGCCUGUAAGGGACCUGUCUCAAUCAAGCAUAUAUGAUCCAUUUGCUGGAAUGAAAACCCCAGGUCAACGGCAGCUGAUUACAUUACAAGAGCAAGUGAAAAUGGGCAUACUCACCGUUGAUGAAGCUGUACUUCAUUUUAAGGAAUGGCAACUGAACCAGAAAAAGAGAUCAGAAUCAUUCCGGUUCCAGCAGGAAAAUCUGAAACGGCUACGAGACAGCAUAACCAGGAGGCAAAUGGAGAAGCAAAAAAAAGACAAAAGUGCAGACUUGGAAAUUACAGUACCCAUUCGACAUUCUCAUAAUACUUUGGGGAAACCGGAAUGUGGAAUAUAUGAAUACGCCCCCAGGAAAAAUGUUUUCCCACCAAAAAAGGAGUUAAAGCGAGGAGACUGGAAAACAGAAAGCACGUCCAGCACAGCAAGUAGUGCAAGUAACCGCUCCAGCACUCGGAGCAUAUUGAGUGUCAGCAGUGGGAUGGAAGGGGACAGUGAGGACAAUGAAGUCCCAGAAACAACUAGAAGCCGCAGCCCAGUUGGCCAUCAAGCAGAGAGGCUGCCUUUCCCAGAAAGGCCUCCCAGAGUGCCUCCUCGAGGUGCAAGCAGGCCUGUAAGCUGUGAAGGCUUUUAUCCUCCACCUGUGCCCCCAAGAGGUCGCUGAAUCUACAUCUGUGGAAUAUGAGAUUUUUGUGUUUGUAUAUGCGUUUGUACAGAUAUUUUUAGUUGUUUUAAAUUAUUUAUAAGUGGGAGCCAAAUGUUUUCUUCCCCUUCCUCCUCCCUAAAGCUCUGGUGACUUUUCCCAUGAUUUUCACUGAGACUUCUUGGCCUUCUGUAACUUUUUUGCUUGGAAGAAUUUUGGUGCUUUGGGAGUUCAAGACAAAGUAUCAAGGCUGGGAAGGAGAACGCUGAUGCGUGUCUUGGCAGCCCUGCAACAUGAAGUUUCCCUUUGCCCAAGAAAAAA
Messenger RNA from Antrostomus carolinensis (chuck-will's-widow), 1030 nucleotides. RefSeq names its product phosphoinositide 3-kinase adapter protein 1-like. Gene Ontology annotation, molecular function: phosphatidylinositol 3-kinase regulatory subunit binding; signaling receptor binding. The coding region runs from base 122 to 730 and encodes 202 amino acids. The transcript is spliced from 7 exons. The record is from RefSeq and is a predicted model, not a curated record. Gene Ontology annotation, cellular component: cytosol. NCBI's taxonomy places the organism in Eukaryota, Metazoa, Chordata, Aves, Caprimulgiformes, Caprimulgidae.